GCCAUUAUCACAAAUAUUUGUGGAUUUACAAUUAAUAAGAAUAUAAUUGUGGCAGCAAGGAGAGCAGACAGCUGGUGGACUCAUGUAAACUACAGGUGUAAUAAACGAGAGGAAUUAUAAACCUCUCUGCAAGUGCUAAGAAAUACGUAUUCUUGUCCUUGUGACGGAAGUAACAUGGGUAAGAAGAGCUGCAAGCCAUUGUCUGCAAAAAACUGUGGUCAGAGGAAGAUAUCAUCAUUUUUCUCUGCAUCUGCAGCACUGAGCAGAGAGAACAAACAUUCAAAUGUUAGUAAUACGUUCACAAGUAAUGUCAGUUGUCAAGAAAAUAAUGCAAGUAGUUCUAGCCUGUCCAGGCCUCAUGAUAUAUCGUUCAAGACAGAAAGUUCCAGGGAGUCUUUCUCCAGGAUAACAUUAACAAAUUCAACAAAUGAAAAUAAUAAAAAAUUACCACAGAAAUCCAGUCUGGUCCCAGAUAAUAAGACACUGCCUAUGGAAGAAGAUACAGAUUUUCUUGAAUUUUCAUCUGAUUCUGAUACCGAAAUUGUUGAAUGCACUCCAGAAAUUAAAAAGAAGAAUAACCCAAGUAUUAUUUUGUUAAAGAAGAUCACAGAGAGUCCAGAAAUUAUCCCCCAAACUCCAGAGGCAUACAGCAGCUGCAAGGUGCCCAACAACAGUUUGUUUUCAAAAUCUAAUUUUGGUAUUAGUGAUAGAUACAAAAUAGGUUCCACUUCCUUGCAUUCUAAUAAAUCCUUUUGUGCUUCUAACUCGGUAGUUAUCAAACCUAGAUCUUUAUCACUGAAGGGUAAGGUCACUUUAAAUAGAUUAUUUAAAAAAAAUAGAGAAAAAUCUAACAUUUCACCUAUAAAGGAAAAUGUAACAAAAACAAAAUUAAACAGUUAUUUAACUUCGGUGAAAAGACCUGCAGUGACUGGAACGGGUGUUUCUCCAGAUAGUAAACGAACCAAUGAUUCUGGAAGAAUGUUUAUUGAUGAGGGAAUGAAGAGUUGCAAAUUGGAUCUUCUUGGGAAAUUUGAUAGUUGUUCUUCAUUGGUAAGGGAACAAGAUGAAAAAAAGACUGCCAAGUUUCAGCCUAAUAUGGAGGAUGAAAAGAAAGAUAAAAGCUUUAGCAUGUUAACACAGUAUAAAAUUUCAAGAAAAUACAAAGGAUUUAAGAAAAAUAGUAAAGAAAUACCUGGAGAGCAUUUACAUGAUUUAGACAAAGUAAUUUUAAGUGAAGAGAUAGGUGGACCAUGUACAGGAACAGGAGAAACAUUUUUAGAAACAAAUGGAGUUUUUUGCCAUUUAUAUCAGAAAGGAGAGAGUGAGGAAGACAAACAUGCACAGAUGAAGUGUGAAAAUGUAUCAGGAUCCCCAGCUGAACUUUACAUUCCAUUUGAGGGUAGCAUUUGUUCUCAGGGCUUUAUUAUCGACAAGUCAGCCAACGACAACCUUGGGAUGAACAAAGUAUCCACUGGGACAGAAAUGCAAGAUAAUUUUGAGGAUUUAUUUAAUGAUGAUUUGGCUCUUGAUUUUGAAAAGAUGUCUCCAUUUAAACAGCAAUAUCAAGACAAAGAGCCAUUAGAUGUUGAAAAUAAGAAAGUGAAGAAACUUAUUGAAGAGGGCCUGGGUACAGAUUCAUAUGCUUGUCAAGGAAACUUUGGGCGUUACGUGGUAACUGCUGUGGAGCAAGAUGCUUAUAAAGGGUCACUUCUGCUUCGACUUGCUUCUGUUCAAAAUGAUGAGGUGAAAACCUGCAAGCUUGAUGGAUUUUGGUCACAGAGUGUGGUGUCAGAAGGCGAUAUUGUGCACAUUCUCUUUACAAAUCUUGCUGAUGAACAUUUUACCAUUGACAAUUCUAAGGGUCUCAUCGUGAUCAACCCAGAUUUUCUCAUCUCUGGAACUUCUGUUGUGUCAGCGGUCUUCUGUCGUCGUAAGGCUGUCUUGAAUGAACGCUUCAAAGGCAUGGAUUCUGGUAACCAGUUGAUGCUCAUUGGCUCUCUCGUGCAUCAACUUUUUCAAGAGGUUGUUAAAAAAAAGACUCAGACUCCCAAUGAACUUGACCGUCUAGUGCAAGAGUUGAUGUCUCAACCCAAGAUACUGCAGGAACUUUAUGGUAUUGGGAUAUCUGAAGCCCAUAUUUAUGAAGAAAUGAAAAAUUUUAUACCUUAUAUACAUGCUUGGUCACAAGUUUACCUUGAGUCUUCCUGUUCAGUUAAAAUUCAAGAAAAGGAAAAAAGAAAAAAUCAGUGGAAUGGAAAAAUAGUGGAGAUCCAGGAUAUAGAAGAAAAUAUAUGGUCACCCAAGUUUGGUGUGAAAGGCAAAAUUGAUUUAACAGUCAAGACUAAUGAACAUGGUGUCUCAAAGGUGAUGCCUCUUGAAUUGAAAACAGGACGACCAAGUUUCUCUGCUGAGCACCGAGGCCAAGUUACUCUGUACAGCAUGAUGAGUAGUGAUAGAAGACAGGAUCCUAAGGCAGGAUUACUGUUAUAUCUUAAGGAUGGUUCUAUGGUUGAAGUGCCAGCAGGAGACAGUGAAAAGAGAGGUCUUAUCCAGCUUCGCAAUGAAAUUAUACAUUACCUUACUGCAAAACCUGUAUUAGAAGAAGGACUUAUGCCUUCAGCAUUACCCCCCCUUUCCGAGCCCUUGAUUUUUAAAAGCUUGCAUGAAGUGUGCCCCCUGCUAACUUGCUCAGCCCAUUUGGAUUAUUUUCGUCAUUGGUGCUUGCUGUUACACUUGGAAGUUGCUGAUGGAAGGAGAGAUUCUGCUGUGAGAGCACUUUGGUGUCAAGAUCCCAUAAAGAGAGAAUCAAGUGGAGACUGCUUAUCCUGGCUUGUUUUGGAAAGUGCAGUGACUGUGAGUGAAGUAGAAGCAGGCCAGUUUGUCCAUUCUUUUGCCAGGUCUCCUACUCAUCCUAGUUCCACCAAACUGCCUACUGUUGGCCUACAGAUUGGUGAUAAUGUUGUUGUGUCAUCGGAGACAGAGAUUGCUCUUAGCUUAGGAGUCAUAUUUGCUUUUGAAGAAGCGUCUGUCAAAGUUGUAUUAGACAGGGAUUUAAAAUUAUACUCCAACUGGCAUAAAAAACAAUUUCACGUGGAUCGAUGUGAAUACCAGAAUACAAUGUGCAUAAAUUUCACUAACCUAGCAAAGCUGCUGAUGGACACUCCUCAGGCUGCACAUCUUAGGGCUUUGUUAAUUGAUAGAAAUCUUCCAUCUUUCAAGCAAGGCCUUUCCAAAGAGGUUGUCUUCAAGGGUAAACACAUCAUUAAGGCCUUGAACAAGACACAACAACGAGCAGUUCUGAAAACCCUCAUGGCUGAGAGCUAUAGCUUGCUCAAGGGUUACCCAGGAACAGGCAAAACCUCCAUCAUUGUUGCUUUGGUUCGGCUGAUGGUUACACAGGGAUUGUCUGUGCUUCUCACUAGCUACACACACUCAGCUGUUGAUAACAUAUUAUUAAAACUCAGAAUGUAUGAUGUUGAUUUUCUUCGUCUUGGGCGAUUAUCACGCAUUCACCCAGAUUUGCGAUCACAUGCUGAUGAAAUAGUUACCCAAAAAUUUAAAAGUGUUUCUUCAUUUUCUGAAUUUUAUGAAAGUAAGCUUGUCGUCGCUACUACCUGCUUGGGAAUCAACCAUGUGAUCUUUUCUAAACGAAAAUUUGAUUUUUGUAUUAUUGAUGAAGCAUCUCAGGUUCUGCAAGUUGCAGCACUUGGACCAUUGUUUCACGCUUCUCGCUUUGUAUUAGUCGGAGACCCCCAGCAGCUGCCACCUGUAGUCCAGAGUAAUCAAGCCAAGAAUUUGGGAAUGUCUGAGUCUCUAUUUAAGCGCUUAGACUCUCAAGGAGCAACGUCAAAUCUGACUCAACAGUAUCGCAUGAAUGGACCAAUAAUGAAGAUCACCAACCUCUUAAUGUAUGAUAAUCAGCUGCAGUGUGCCAACUCUCAUCUGGAGACUGCUACUCUCAACCUCCCUAAUUAUGAUAGUCUGGUAGAAAGUGGUAAAUUAAGUAUCUGGCUCCAAAAGAUCGUAGAGCCUAGUUUAAGAUGCUCAGUGAUGUUCUUGGACACUUGUGGAGCAGCUGCUGAAAACCAUAAUGGUUCCAACAGUGUUGUCAACAGUAAAGAAGCAGCAAUAGUAGUAGCCAUAAUUCAGGCUCUUAUUGAAGCUGGUUUAACUGCAGAUGGUGUUGGUGUAAUAACACCUUAUCGUGCACAAGUGAAACAAAUCCAUGAUCUGGUAGUAAAGGAAGUUACUAUGGGUCAGAGGGUAGAGGUCAACACAGUGGACCAGUACCAAGGACGAGAUAAGGAUGUCAUACUGUACAGCUGUGUACGUUCUGGUGCUCUUAAGUUUAAUGCUAGUGAGAUACUGGAAGAUGACCGACGUCUUAAUGUAGCUGUUACAAGAGCCAAGUACAAACUCAUCAUGGUAGGUGAUACAGCGAGCCUGCACAUAUAUACACCAUUCCGAAAGCUUGCAACCAUUUUGGAACCUCAUCAGAUUUAUCAACUUAAAAAUGGACAAGAAGAUGCCUCAAUGCACCAUCCACCAUUUUUCCUCGUCAACUCUAUAGUUCACCUCAUCUUGCAUAGACCUAUUUGCCGACAAGUCCUCUCCCAAAUAUGCGAACACAUUCACUUCGUCCAUACUCCGUCCUUCCAAGGUGAUAUCCAGUCUUUCAUUACCUUAAGUAAAUAUACACACCUAUUGCUAUUAUUCAUAUAUUCCAGUACUGUUAAUGUAAAAUUCACCCUUUAAAAGAUUUAUGGUUUUAUGUGCUAGAAGAGUAGGAUGGAAGACUGGAAAAAAUACUCAGUUUUAAGAUCUUUGCUUUUAAUGAAUUUUUCUUAAAUAAGCUGGAGUUACUGACUGAAAAUAACAGAUACACUUCAAUGAGUCUUGUUUGUGUCUGUGCAUUUUGUCUUAAUUUGAAAGUAAUUGGUAUAAUUGACAUUUUGUAUGAUACAGUGCUAAAAUGUGUAAAAAUGGUUUUGUAUAUUUUUAUUGUUAAUAAAGAUUUAGUAUUUUUAUACCUGUUUUAAUAUUCCCAGGGGAAAAAAGAUGGUAUUUAAAAUGCUUAUACAGUAUGAUAAGAAUCAUAUUUGGUAGGGGAAAAAUGGCUACUGUAGUUGUAUAUACGUAUACUGUGUGAUGGUAGGAGUGAGAAUAAAAAUACUUUUUGUAAUUGAUUUGAAAAUGAGACUAGUAUGUUAAUUUUGUGCAAGUUUGUAAUUUGAAGUUUCUCAAU
This is a messenger RNA of Cherax quadricarinatus, 5245 nucleotides long. Lineage: Eukaryota; Metazoa; Arthropoda; Malacostraca; Decapoda; Parastacidae. The record is from RefSeq and is a predicted model, not a curated record.